AUGGCAAACCCUAGAGUCUACUUCGACAUGGCAGUCGGCGGCGCACCAGCCGGCCGGAUCGUGAUGGAGCUGUUCGCCGACACAACUCCCCGAACCGCAGAGAACUUCAGAGCUCUUUGCACUGGAGAGAAAGGUAAAGGCCGAAGCGGCAAGCCUUUACACUACAAAGGCUCGUCUUUUCAUCGAGUAAUCCCCGGAUUCAUGUGCCAAGGAGGGGAUUUUACCGCAGGGAACGGAACCGGAGGAGAAUCAAUCUAUGGAGCCAAAUUUGCUGAUGAGAAUUUCAUAAAGAAACAUACUGGGCCUGGGAUCUUAUCUAUGGCUAAUGCUGGGCCUGGAACUAAUGGGUCUCAGUUUUUUAUCUGUACAGAUAAGACUUCAUGGCUUGAUGGGAAACAUGUAGUGUUUGGAAGAGUUGUGGAGGGUAUGGAAGUUGUUAAAGCUAUAGAGAAGGUUGGGUCUUCUUCUGGAAGUACCUCCAAACCUGUUGUUAUUGCCGAUUGUGGUCAGCUUUGUUGA
Molecule: messenger RNA, 519 nt
Organism: Dovyalis caffra
Lineage: Eukaryota; Viridiplantae; Streptophyta; Magnoliopsida; Malpighiales; Salicaceae
Source: the annotation of a GenBank genome assembly